Molecule: messenger RNA, 4059 nt
Organism: Zootoca vivipara (common lizard)
Lineage: Eukaryota; Metazoa; Chordata; Lepidosauria; Squamata; Lacertidae
Gene: PAFAH1B1
Product: platelet activating factor acetylhydrolase 1b regulatory subunit 1
Biological process (GO): retrograde vesicle-mediated transport, Golgi to endoplasmic reticulum; intra-Golgi vesicle-mediated transport; intracellular protein transport
Cellular component (GO): COPI vesicle coat
Molecular function (GO): protein binding
Source: RefSeq, a predicted model, not a curated record
AAGCGGGCCGAGCCUGCUCCCUCCUCCGCUGCUGCUCCCUCCCUCCUUCCUUCCUGGCGGCCGGGGCGCCACUGACAAGACCGGGGCGGGAAAAGGGCGGUCGAAGCCGCCGCUGCUGCUGCCGACGACGACGACGAAGGAAGACGACGAGCGCGACGACCAUUACCGCCGAAGAAGGAACACCGCUGCGACCCCUCCGCCCGCCCCUCCUCAGCCAGCCUCCUCCCACAAGCUUCCUCCAUCUUCUUUCUCCACAAGCCGGCAAAAGGGGAGGGGGCCGAGAGAGCCCUUAUUCGGCGAGGCCGGCUCUGUGCCACCCCCGGGCCCAAGGAAGCGACCAGCAGCCCCCCCCCCCGCUCACUGUACGCGCUCACCUCGCGCGCGGAACCGGCACCGGUGAACUGGUGGGAGCGGCCUCGGAGGCUCGGAUGGAAUGAAUCUUCCUUGUUGAAUGCAUCCUGUCUGCUUGGUGGAGUUUACUUGUGGAGACACAUUGUCCUUUGGGUUGAAGCCACUUUGUGGCAGACUGAAUUGUGGAUCCCAGAAUCCCAAGCUGCUUGACGAGGAGGAGACAGCUGAAUCACGUUAACUUGACAUCACAGCCACAAUGGUGCUGUCACAGAGGCAACGAGAUGAACUAAAUCGAGCGAUAGCAGAUUACCUUCGUUCUAAUGGCUAUGAAGAGGCAUACUCUGUUUUUAAAAAGGAAGCAGAGCUUGAUGUGAAUGAAGAGUUAGAUAAGAAGUAUGCUGGACUCUUGGAAAAGAAAUGGACAUCAGUUAUAAGAUUACAAAAGAAGGUUAUGGAAUUGGAAUCCAAACUAAAUGAAGCCAAGGAAGAAUUUACUUCAGGCGGGCCACUCGGUCAGAAGCGAGACCCUAAAGAAUGGAUCCCUCGUCCUCCAGAAAAGUAUGCGUUGAGCGGACAUAGGAGUCCUGUCACAAGAGUAAUUUUCCAUCCAGUUUUCAGUGUUAUGGUUUCUGCUUCAGAGGAUGCCACAAUAAAGGUAUGGGAUUAUGAGACAGGUGAUUUUGAACGAACCCUGAAGGGCCACACAGACUCAGUGCAGGAUAUUUCCUUCGACCACAGCGGCAAGUUAUUGGCCUCCUGCUCUGCAGAUAUGACAAUUAAGCUAUGGGAUUUCCAGGGCUUUGAGUGCAUCAGAACCAUGCAUGGUCAUGAUCAUAAUGUUUCUUCAGUAGCCAUCAUGCCCAAUGGGGAUCAUAUAGUCUCUGCCUCGAGGGAUAAAACCAUCAAAAUGUGGGAAGUUCAAACAGGCUACUGCGUGAAGACUUUCACGGGGCAUAGAGAAUGGGUCCGCAUGGUGCGGCCUAACCAGGAUGGCACGCUGAUUGCCAGUAGUUCUAAUGACCAGACGGUGCGUGUUUGGGUGGUAGCAACAAAGGAGUGCAAAGCUGAACUCAGAGAACAUGAGCAUGUGGUAGAGUGCAUCUCUUGGGCUCCAGAGAGCUCUUACUCCACCAUAUCGGAAGCUACGGGAUCUGAGACUAAGAAGAGUGGCAAGCCUGGGCCUUUCCUGCUUUCUGGCUCUAGAGACAAGACCAUUAAGAUGUGGGACAUUAGUACUGGCAUGUGCCUUAUGACACUUGUGGGCCAUGAUAACUGGGUACGUGGCGUCCUGUUCCAUUCUGGGGGAAAAUUUAUUUUGAGCUGUGCUGAUGACAAGACCUUGCGUGUCUGGGACUACAAGAACAAAAGAUGCAUGAAGACUCUCAAUGCGCACGAACACUUUGUUACCUCGUUGGAUUUCCACAAGACAGCGCCCUUUGUGGUUACCGGCAGCGUAGAUCAAACAGUAAAAGUGUGGGAGUGCCGUUGAUUGAAUUCACACCUGGCCCACCCCCCUCUUUCCCUCCCCCUCUGGAUGCACUCGGAUACCAUGGUUACCCAUUGAGCUCUGUUUAAAAUAAAUAUUGUCCUUUCAUGUAAAUUAUUCUGGAUGUAGAUUGAGCUUAUUAAAUGUUACACACAAAGUAUUCAUGCAUGGUGAAUCCAAAUUGUAUACUGUAAAUUUACAUACGUUGUCUAGAAGUACCAUAGGUUUAAGGACAUGGGCUGGCAUUGGUCACAUCAGACCUGCGAAGGCAGAAGCUGGUUGGUUGAAUUAAGGGCACUUAAACCAGCACCACCACCAGCAGCAGCAAAAUCCCGUUCUGUGCUGGAUAAACUGAACACCCAUUCUCUUCUGUUGGGUGGUGCCUAUAACUAGUGACUCUCAUACGGAUUCUUUUUUUGGGGUGGGGGUGGGGAGGGCUCUUUCAAGAAACACGUAUCUCUGUAACAACAUCACUUAAGUGUGCUUAAGAAGUCUAAGGAUACUAGAUAAACAAGGCUGCAACUUAGAACCUUAUGUAAUUAAUGGAAACUAAUUAAAACUUCCAGUUUUUUCUCGUCAUGAUAUAUUUGCCAAAUCAAUAGGAUAUAUUUUUAUUUUGGCUUCCUAUCACGUUUAAAAAAGAAAAGAAAAGGUUGGUAUCCUUAUACUAACAAGCUGCAAUAUAGGAAGAGAAACCUUGGUAUGAUGUGAUGUGUAUUUUUUUUUUAAAGAAAUGGUUGUUGGAGUUCUAUUGCAUUCUAACACUUGGCGCUUAAUGCUUUCCAUGCAAAAUGUGUCUUAGGGAGUCUGUCGGUCUUGCUUGAACGUAGCUCUUAACUGGACGGUUGGACUUAAAUCUCCCAGUUGACUCCUGACAGUUCAGCUUUCUGUUGGCUUUGGUUGUGGUUUAUCAGGCUUGUGCGAUGUCCACAAUAUCUGAGGGUGUCAUCCUCUCUCCUCCCCUGCUUUCCCUGGUAGUUGGUGAGUGUGCAGCAAACAGGGUAAUAGUGGUGUGGUUCCCUCUCCUUUCAAGUUAGCAAAAAUGUCUGAAAGCAGGACAGGGAGCCAGAGGAUGGUCAGAUGUGAUGGGACAUGAGAGCAGAGUUCGCAGUGCUCAAAAAAAAAGCACUGUAGAAAGAAAGAAGGAAACAGGAGGAGGAGAACCACUUAUGCUAGCAGGUACUUUGCAAGCUUCUAGAUAACCUCACAACCGCAUGUUAAAUCCGCCUGCUGACAUGCAAAGCCUGCUCUUGUUACAGAGUUUUGAAGCCAGCUUCAGUAUGGAAGCUGCCCCCUUAAUUUGAAGAGCUCUAAAAGAAAGACCUCCCCAUUCAUCUUUUUUCCAAGGAGCAAGCAUCGUUCAAUCAGCUUUUUAUUGGUCACGUUCUGUUAUAGGCAUUUUUAAGUCCAGUCCUUCACGAACCAAGUCUGUUCCAAAAAUCCACGUAUUAGCCUGGACAAACUGCCGGUCUGACAAAUUUUAACACACUUGCUCUGUGGCUUUUAAAAGAACUGGCCCUUUUUUAAAAAAGCAACCAAAAAACCCCCACUUGUUUGGAGGGUUAGAUGCAUGUCAAUAGAAAUAAGGCUUAAUCACACAUUUUGGUUCUCCCGCAAGAAGGAUUUUUUGUGUGUUUGGCUUCUUUUUGGGAGCUGGGAAACCAAAAGCAGUGAAUGACUUGAAAGGGUGGGGAGUAAGUUAGGGUGCAAGUCCUGACUUCUGGAGAAUGCAGCUUUUUAGUGAGCAAGUUUCCCACAAGCCGAAUCGUACACAUUUUGAAGUCUUACCCUCAUUUUAAAACUGUUUUUGACAGGGAAUUCAUUGCUGUUUUUGCCUUUUUGAGAAUUUCUGAAUCUGUAGUGGGACAGUCAAAGCAAUGCUGGUUAGCAGUUGCAAAAUAAUUCUUGGCUGAGGUGUAGAAAUCCUGGUUCUUUUUAUUAUUAUUUAAGGGUUAAAGGUAAACUCUGCAUUUACAGAAUCUGUGAAACUAAGGCAUCUAUUAACACGGGAGCUUGACCACUAUUCCCCUGCACUCCUUUGAACAUAAUAAACGGUUUUAGGAUAUAAAAAGGAACCAUUUUGUAGCCUCUAGUAGUCACGAAACCUCCUUGGCGUUGAGUGACUUUAAACCUGUAAGCUACACGUCCAUUUAGCCAGUUUGCAAUAAUAGGCGAAUUACCAUGAGUGGUUGUACACUGCACCAGCAGUUACACCCCUGGUU